Molecule: messenger RNA, 1682 nt
Organism: Aedes aegypti (yellow fever mosquito)
Lineage: Eukaryota; Metazoa; Arthropoda; Insecta; Diptera; Culicidae
Exons: 2
Coding region: 579-1346 (255 amino acids)
Source: RefSeq, a predicted model, not a curated record
CUAAAUAUUUGCUUUUAAUUGGAACUCCAAAAAAAAAUACAAAAAAUCUUUGCCAUUGAAUAUGUAUUUUUACACAUUUUUAGAGUUAAAAAUGUACAAAACUCACAUAACAUCCAUUAAUAUUGAAGGUUGUAAAAAUAUGUGUCCGGUAACGACGAUUUCUUAACAUCUUCCUAAAAAGUGUUCUAGAUUCGUAACAAAAAAUCUCCCCUAUUUCGAGUUCAAUUAGCUAAAAAAAUGUGCAGCCACGUUCGUAAAUAAUCAAAUAUUGAAUGGUAUCAAGAACAAAUGUGAUUUUGUUAUGUUUUGUUCAAAUUAUACGAUGUGCCACUAUUGGUUUAUUAUUUGCUUCUGUAUUCCUGUAAUUGCCCUAUUUUCCCAAAUCAAAAGUGAGGUUAUGUUGAUCGUCUGACAUUCAUUUGCAAAAUCCAUCGCGAUGGGCAGUUUUGUUGACAUCCGAUAAUUUACUAAAUUUUUAUUAAACUGGUGCUACAACUAACAAAAGCUGGUGGAUUUCAUGUAAGUAACAUCAAGUUUCUUACAGUAACACUGCAUUAUCUCGAUUUCCCCGUUAUAGAAUGAGCGAAACGGAAAAAAAUCCCCGCAAGAAAAUUCAUCGCGUUUACGAUGAAAACCUGGUGCAGAGAUGCCUGGCUUCGACUACAAGCGGAGAAAAAUCGAUGUACGGCGCCAGCAAAGCAUUCGGAAUUCCAGUAUCUUCGAUUCGUUACCGUCUAAGCGAGAAGUGGACCAAAAAGAUUCGAAAGGGACCUCCAACAGUGCUGCUCCCGGAAGAAGAGAUGAAGAUUAUUCGGUGGCUGAAGGAGAUUGAAUGCAAGGGUUUUCCGGUAGUUAAAGAAACACUCCUACAUAAGGUCAAAAUGUACCUUGAAAAUAGCGCGAAAGUGAACCCGUUCAAGAACAAUGUCCCUGGGCGUAAAUGGUUUUUAGGAUUUCUCGACAGACACAAAGGCGAAAUCACGAUGCGAACUCCGGAAAGUGUAACGGCGGCCAGUGCCGUGGUUUCCGAGCAAGAUAUCCGGAAUUGGUUCACCAGAGUUGAAAAGUAUAUACAGGAAAAAGGACGUGGUGAAAUAUUGCUUGAGCCAAACCGCGUAUAUAGCGGCGACGAGACCUCCUUUUUUCUCAACCCAAAAACUAAAGCGGUUCUUGCAACACCUGGAAAUAUAAAUAUUUACGAAGUGGAGCACGCUAGUUCGCACACCAACAUUACAGUGAUGUUCACUUUUGGAGCUGAUGGGUCCAUGGUGCCAUCGGAUGUGGUUCUGCCUAUGCAAAGGAUUCAUCCGGAAUUGCUGAGAACCUUCCCCGAUUAUGGAUUAUAGUAAGUGUCUUGGUCACAGCGCAGCAAUAUCAUCGCUCUCGAGUUCUGAUCCGAUGAACAACGAUAUUAAUGAAGCACCUACAUCUCCAACAUCUCAGCUGGUUUCGUCUUGUUUGAACAACGAAAAUUCGUCAAAUCAACAACCAACGAUUUCCGUCGAAGGCCAUAGCACGAUUGUCCAGAGCGCUCAUGACUCGGCUUCGAAUGUUUUAUCUCCGGUAUACGUGGAACACUCAGUAAUUAUGCCCUACAGUGUCAUCACAAAUUCGCUGUGUUGUAUUGGACUAGCACUGCUAUCUAAGAUUCGCUCAGCAAAUACGGAAUUAAACGACGACGA